CAUAAUCACAUGUGAUAGGAUCAGUAUUCCCCGACUGCAGCUGAUGAUCAUGGUUGCGACCGGAGCUGUUGGACUCGUACUUGCCAUUCUUUUGAAGUUUGAAUUUGCAUGGACAACAGGAAAUAUCUUCGAUGUGCCAACAGUAGAGACACAUUGUGGCCCUGUAGCAGGGGACAUUAGCAAUGGCGUUUAUACAUUUAAGGGCAUACCGUAUGCAGUUCCCCCUAAAGGAAAGCGUCGGUGGAAAGCUCCCGAGGGUUUAAAUCGGGAGAAUGGAACGUGCUGGAAUGGUACCUAUGAAGCCAAACAGUUCGGGCCUAUGUGUCCCCAGCGUAAUCCAACUGACCAGUCAUAUGCAGGGGAUGAAGACUGUCUGCACCUCAACAUAUUUACACCAACACUAAACCCUGAAGCCGACCUCCCUGUGCUGGUAUGGAUACACGGGGGUUACCUGUUGAUCGGAAGUGCCAAUUGGCCGAAAUAUGGACCCGAUGAGGGCACUUUAAGGGCAAAAUUGAAGAAAUAUGUAAUUGUCACUUUUAACUAUAGGCUUAACAUAUUUGGGUACUUAGCUCUUGAUUUGUUGAGCGCCACAUCUCCGACAAGUCAUUCGGGUAACUAUGGGUUUAUGGAUCAAAUCUUGGUCCUAAAAUGGGUGCAACAAAAUAUAAAGGAAUUUGGAGGAAAUCCUGAUUUGGUUACUGUCUAUGGGCAAAGUAGUGGAGGGACGUCUGUGUUUGCACUGAUGUUGUCUCCAUUGGCUGAUGGUCUAUUCCACAGGGCUUGGUCCAUUGGUGGGUCUCCAGUUAUUAACAAAGAUCUCGCCACGGUGUCUCAAGACAACCUUAAAAUCCUUAACGCAACUGGGUGUACUACAUUACAAUGUCUUCAACAACUUGAUCCUAACAAGUUGGUCCAGGCGAUGGCAGUUCUGUGGAACUUUGAAGUGCAGAUGGUAGAUCUGCCAACUAAAGGGAACUUUCCUGCAGCACUUAUUAUUGCUGAUGGAACAGUUAUCCCCGAUCUGAAUUUCAAGUGGAAAGACGUACCAUUGAUGAUAGGCACAACUGCUCAGGAGAUUGACUUUGAGCCAUUCCCUUUAAACGUAACAACAUGGAACAAACAGCAGUACGAGGACUAUGUUACGAAGAAACUAGACACAUUUAGUGAGAAUAUAACAGCCAAGGCCCUGGAGCUUUAUCCAAUAACCAAUUCCAGCGACCCUAGGUAUCAGUACACUAGUAUGGUAUCUGACAUACUAGUAAACUGCCCCAAUGAUGUACUGGCCAAUAUGGCUUGUGAUUCAAAUAGAACGACGGGUGUAUAUAGAUAUGUUGUAACACAGUUCCCAUCAGUCCCAACAAUAAUCCUCGAAGGGUUUUCAUUUAAAGCGAAGUAUGCGUUCCAUAAUUUUGACAAUAUGGCAUUUUCUGGCCACAUUCCGAAUUACAUUGCAUCACCAACAGCAAGAGACAAACAGUUUGAACGGACCGUGGUGAAAAAUAUUCUUGAAUUUGUAAAAACUGGUUCCCCAAAGUCAAAGAAAUGGAAACCGUGUCCAUUAGGCACCGCAUUGCUAGGGGCCAAAGUGAAGUUUUCGUCCGGUGUACAUGGCUACGCACCAACUAAAUGCAAAUUUUGGAUGGAAAAUAGCUUUUUUGAUUACGCAUGGGUUAAUUAAAUGAUUUAUAUAACUAUCAAGGGCUUAGAAAACAGUAGAAUGAUUUUUUGGGAAAAAAUUCAUCGAUAAUAUUUAUUUUCAUCAAUGAAAUGCAAAUUACGCUUUCGCAAUCUAAUCAAUUAUAAAUUGCUCGACUAAUAAACGGGAGUGAAGGUUUUUGGCCGAUGUUAGGAAUUCCCCAAAACAAAUGUCACAAUGAAUAUCUCAAUAUCAUCCAACACAAAUUGAUGCCGUAAUACACGUAGCCCGCUCUUGUGAGAAAAACCAAUGUAAUAUGACACAAUUUUCCUGACAACGAUGGAUCUAGAGAAACCCCCAAACUGUUCGUGGAUUCCCCAAAUUAUUUCACUUUUAUAUACAAAAUUAGCUCUAACUAGGGCUAAAUGAGCGAUCUAUCAUAUUGCAAUCGAUUCCUUAUAUUAAUACUAAUAAUUUAUAUGAUAAUAUUAGCGUAUAAUGCUUUCAGGAAAUUAGCCCAAAAACGGGAAUUUUAUUGUAAUGAUUAAGGUGAACCUCUCAUUAAAUAAAUAAAAAAUACACUGGAAGAAACGUUCUGAAAACUGCCAAAAGUAGCGGUCAUUGUAGCAGCUCCCACGUCCCACUCCAUCAACAUUUUAUUAAUUUUUGUUUUCCUUACAUGGAAUGAAAGCUGAAUAUCCAAUCCAAAUGUUCAAGUGAAAAUCAAUGUUAUAUAUACACCACGAUAUUUUAACUUCUUGAAGACUGGCCACUUUUAGGAGAAAUGAAAAAAAUGAAAAAAUAAAAUGUAAAUGAAUCUAGAAGCAAGAAAAUGAAGUAAGACACAAUGAGUUAUAUAUCAUUUUGAAGGGCCAGACCCAUACUUUAUGUUUUUUGAAGAAAUGUGUGAAUAUGCAAAUGAGAUGGUGUCAUUGUUAUGUCAUAAUUCAAGAUGGCGCAUUUGGAUUUUUACAAAAUGGAAUUAGUUUAGCAUUUAAUUUGUUAUUGAGAUUUCAAUUUAAAAAUCUGAAAACACAGAAUUAGAGAUCUUUUCAUGCUGAUUUCAGUGGUAUUUGUACCUCCUACAAAUCAAUUUUUAGAGCACCGAGACCUUUAAAUACACGUCUGUAUAACUGUAUGGUUACUCUCUUAUUUGGAAUAAAGAACAUUGUUAUGAGUAUAUCAAUUCUGUGUUAAUCUUGUCUUUUAUACAAUACAUGGCCAAU
Molecule: messenger RNA, 2865 nt
Organism: Owenia fusiformis
Lineage: Eukaryota; Metazoa; Annelida; Polychaeta; Sabellida; Oweniidae
Source: the annotation of a GenBank genome assembly